Messenger RNA from Spirodela intermedia, 3117 nucleotides. NCBI's taxonomy places the organism in Eukaryota, Viridiplantae, Streptophyta, Magnoliopsida, Alismatales, Araceae. The record is from the annotation of a GenBank genome assembly.
AUGGGGGGAUGCGCCGCCUCCAGGCUAGGGGCGGGGGAGGAGGACGACGCCGUCGGCAUCUGUAGAGAGAGAAAACGGCUCUUGAAGUCUGCCGUCGACCGGCGGUAUGCUCUGGCAGAUGCCCACAGCAGGUACAUCCACUCUCUCUACACCGUCGCCGGCGCCAUUAGCCUGUUCGUGGCCAGGCACUCCUCCCCCGCUCAUUUUCUCAUCACUCUACCGUCUGCCCCCCCUCCCUCCACCUCCACGGUCUCCGAGCCCUCCUUCCUCCGUCAGACCCCGUCGGAGCCCAAGACGGAGACCGCCGUCUUCAGGUGGUCUCGUUCACCCUCUUCGUCUUCUUCCUCUGCCACCUCGGAGGGCGGGGAAGGGGUCGGGGAUGCUGCCGUUGGGGCAGGGAAAGGGGGAAAUGUGGAGAUGGGUUAUGGGUGUUUCUUCGCGGAAGACCCUCCGCCGCUGCCGUCCCCCAUGAGGACCUUUGGGUGGGACUUCUUCGAUCCGUUCGACAGGGUCAGAGCGGCAGAGGAGGUCUCAGUGAUGGCGGGCCUCCACAGGAGCUCUGAGGAGGACCUCAGAGUGGUGCGGGAGGAAGAGGGCAUACCAGAACUGGAAGAAGAGGUUUUACAGGGGGAGGGCGGCGGAGAAUACAUCAACGACCCCAGCGGAAGGGGGAAGCUGGCGUCCCUGGGCGGCGGCGGCGGAGACGGGAAUGCCAACAGCAGCGAGAUGGUGGGCCGAGCUACGGUGGACGUGGCUGCCACCGACGGGAACACCGAGAAGGCGGAGAAGGGCCUGACUCUGCUCGACACGCCGGCGAGGGACAGGGAGCUGCUCGAGGCCCUGAAGGACAUCGUCGACCACUUCAUCAGGGCUUACGACUCCGGGAAGGAGGUGUCCAGGAUGCUGGAGGCCAACACGCUUGACCCCCAUGCCGGUGUGGAGGAGAAAAAGGGUGAGCUUUAUUUUUUUCCCCCCUUCUUCCUCCUUUCACCCCCCUUUCCCCUUUCUUAAUGGCCGCUAGGGUCCUCCCGUGAGCUCCCUCAAUUAUGUAACUCGUCAACUGCCUCAUGCCCUCAUCUCUUGGCUUCCUCUCUGCGGCGGAGGAGAUGGGGAAGGGCUCGCUCCCUUCUUGUAGCAGCUCUACCUUUUCCUCGAGUCUGGCCGGCCCCCAGAGUCUUCACCAGUUCAUCUCAACCUUCUUUCUCCCUCCCCUUUCCCCAAGAUAAGCAAGGCGCCCAUGGAAAGCUUGAGCUACCUGGGAGUCGAAGUCCUCAUCCAUCAUAUCAUGCUCUAAUGUCACCUUCAGCAGGCUGACGAGUUGAGCACCAGCAUUCGAUCGAAUCCCUCCAGGGAACACGGAAGAAGGCUGAUCGUUUCUUGUGUGAUUUGCUGCUGAUUCUUCCGUUUCGGGUGCAGAGAACUCCUCGAAGCUGGUCCAAGCCAUCGCAUGGCACCGGUCACCUUCUACCCAAUCUUCGUCUUCGUACAAGAGCUUUCUGGCCUCGAGCUCCAGGGACAGUUCGUGGGCCGACGGCAGAAGUAGCCUCUUCGAUGAUUACGGGGGGAUGGCCUCAGGGAGCCAUUCGUUGACCCUCGAGAGAUUAUAUGUCUGGGAGAAGAAACUGUACGAGGAAGUCAAGGUAAUGACGUCUUCAUUAUCCUGCCUCAAUCCUGCUGGUCUAUGAGCAAGAGGUGUUCUGGUCAACGCCGAGAGAUUUUGGCGGCACCUUGAUAGCUUCUGCUUGGUUCAUAUGAGGUUCUGAUUUAUAUAUGCAUUUUCCUUGUUCCCCCUAAGAAAAAAAAUCCCCUUUAUUCUUAGAAUUUGAUGGCUCAAUUGCAUGAGAAAACCCGGCAAACUGAUGAAGAAAAAGGGGAUUUUGGAACCAAAAUAUGGCAAAUUCAGAUAAAUAUAUGUCAUAUUUUAAUAGGUCUUCCGACAUGCAGGCUGGCGAUCGAAUCCGGAGAAUCUACGAACGGAAAUGUUCACAGCUCACGAACCAUAGUGCCAAAGGAGUUGACUCCCGCUCCGUGGAUAAGACCAAGUCCGUGGCCAAAGACAUGUACACAAGAAUAUGGGUAGCCGUGAGGAGUGUGGAGACCAUUUCGCAGAGGAUUCAGAAGCUGAGGGACGAGGAGCUUGAGCCUCAGCUCUUCGAGCUCCUCAAAGGGUAAGUUCCAGCAUGAGCCUCCUCAAAUGCCUGCCCGAGUUGCUAAACGUAGCCCUGCGGUAAUAACGCGUUGACUUUUUAUUCCAUGGAUAGCCUAAUGGAAACCUGGAGAGUUAUGCUGGAAUCCCAUGAAACCCAGAACCAGAUCAUGCUCGAGGUGAAGGCGUUCACUUGCCCGGCGUACGGGAAAUUCUGCACGAACUUGCACCGCACCGCGACUUUCCAGCUCCUCGCCGAGCUUCAGAACUGGCGGGUGUGCUUCCAGUGCUAUCUGACGGCGCAGAAGGCCUACGUGGAGGCCAUCUACGGCUGGCUGUCUAAGUUCAUCGCCCCCGAGGUUGAAUUUUGCUCCCGCGGGAGGGCUACGGCUCCGCCGCACAGAGUCUGCGGGCCCAAGCUCCUCGUCAUCUGCCAGGACUGGUUGACCUCUCUGCAGAAGUUGCCCGAGAAGUCGGUCUCCGGUGCCAUGAAAUCCUUUUGCAAGGAUCUGAGGAUUUUAUGCGCUAAGCAGGACGAAGAGCAGCAGCAGAAGAGGAAGGUCGACAGCCACGCGAAGGAGCUCGACAAGAUGGUUCUCGCCCUCCAGCGGGCGGAGAAUCGCAUUCUGGAGCCGAAGCUCUCGGAGCUGAAGGCGGAGAACGAUGUCUGGCAUCGGGUGGAGGGCUUGGCCGAGAGGAAGGAUCGGUUAGACAUGCUCAGGGCGAAGCUGGAGGCGGAGAAGGCGAAGCACCAUGAGUGCAUGCAGGAUACGCAGAGGGUCGCCCUAAACGGGUUCAAAUCUGGCCUGGCGAACAUCUUCGACGCCCUCACCGACUUCUCCCGAGACUCCCUGAAACUCUACAACACCCUGGCCAUGGUCAACGAGAAGGGGCAGCAGCUGGUAGACGAGGACGGAAAGGAGCCCCCCACGCUCACAGAGGGCAACGAGCCCGAGCCCGACUGCAGAUGA